Molecule: messenger RNA, 690 nt
Organism: Protopolystoma xenopodis
Lineage: Eukaryota; Metazoa; Platyhelminthes; Monogenea; Polystomatidea; Polystomatidae
Source: the annotation of a GenBank genome assembly
CAACAUCAACAGCAGCAACAACAACAACAAAAUUUGCAAGGUUGGGACAAUUCUGUGAUUGCAGCUGAUUUGGCCGGCCUGAACAGCAACCUUGCGCCUUCGGGCGUCCAGUCGAACCGGUCGAGCGCGACACGCAAUGUCCUUCUCGACUCGAUGUUGGCCUCGAACGGUGGCCUCCUGUUGGCGCCGCAGUUGGCGCUACCGCCACCGCCCUCCAUGCCGCCGCCGGAGUUGCCCAGGUCUGUCGGCAGCCAAGCGACGCUGUGGCCGGCCGCCGACGGUCCGGCCAGUCCGGACUCGAACUCGCCCACCCUCGGGUUGGGGCUGGGGCGCGGACUCGGUGUUGCCAUGACGAGCACCAACAUGACUACGACCAACAAUGCUGGUGCCUACACGACGGGCCGUCAGAAUGGACCGUCGAAUGACGGCGACCUCGACUCUGCCGGUCGGCUCAUGCUGCUCCAGUCAACCGUGGCCGGUACCGGCCAAGCGGGUCGGAUGCUGGCGCCAGGCCUGACCGGGUCGCCGCCGAUCUACCUGGACCGGCAUCAGCACCAGUUCAUGCUGUCGCAGUCGCCGAAUUCGCUGCAGCAGCACUUUUCGCCGCAUCCGCUCCAUCACAACCGACUCUCCAUGCCUCCGCCGGCCCCCGAGGCGAAGAAGGAACGGAUGGGCCUCCAGCGCACUUGA